Messenger RNA from Branchiostoma floridae (Florida lancelet), 3312 nucleotides. RefSeq names its product guanylate cyclase soluble subunit beta-1-like. The record is from RefSeq and is a predicted model, not a curated record. The transcript has 12 exons. Gene Ontology annotation, molecular function: heme binding; guanylate cyclase activity. Lineage: Eukaryota; Metazoa; Chordata; Leptocardii; Amphioxiformes; Branchiostomatidae. The coding region runs from base 245 to 2089 and encodes 614 amino acids. Gene Ontology annotation, cellular component: guanylate cyclase complex, soluble. Gene Ontology annotation, biological process: response to oxygen levels; cGMP biosynthetic process.
CGGUCUAUCCGCUGGAGAAAAAAAUCCAUAUCCCAGAGCGCGGCUCCGCCUUUCACUCCCGGACACACACACACGGGCCCAAUCACUGUGGCUGCAGAUGGUUGCAGCCCUGGAGGUGAGCUAGCGGACAGCCCUGGGUCCCGAGAAAAACACGUCAGACGAUGAUGUUUUGCUGUACCGUCUCUAGAAGAUGCCCUGCUGACGCCUUCUUGCCUCGAUUCCUCUGAUAUCUCCAUGCUUUAAGAUGUACGGUUUCGUGAACCACGCUUUGGAGCUCCUGGUGGUCAAGAAUUUCGGAGAGGAAAAAUGGGAGGAAAUCAAAAGAGAAGCCGGCGUCGACAUUGACGGCCAGUUCCUUGUCCGGCAAAUAUAUGGGGAUGACAAGACAUACGACUUGGUGGGAGCUGCCACCAAGAUUUUACAGAUCGAUGCCAACUCGAUACUGGAGCUGUUCGGAGCGCUGUUCUUUGAGUUCUGUCAGGAGUCGGGUUAUGACAAGAUCCUCGCUGUGCUGGGAGCAAACAUCAGAGAUUUCCUACAGAACCUGGACGCCCUACACGAUCACCUGGGCACCAUCUACCCGGGCAUGCGCGCUCCGUCCUUCCGGUGCACCACCCAGGAGGACGGCACCCUCAUCCUGCACUACUACUCCGAGCGGGAGGGGCUGGAGCACAUCGUCAUCGGCAUCGUCAAAACUGUGGCCAAAAAACUACACAACGCCGAUGUGGACGUUCAAAUCAUUCAAAGGAAAGGCGAGGAGUCCGACCACGUCAAGUUCGCCAUCUUGGAAAAGGAUGACGUCAGGCGGUAUUCUGCACACGACAAGGACACCUUUGACGUCGGGCUCUCGCGAGAGCCGAAGAUCAGCCCCGCGACGUUCUGCCGAGCGUUCCCUUUCCACGUCAUGUUCGACCGUAACCUCGUCAUUCAGCAGGCGGGAACGUCCAUCAGCCGGGUCAUCCCUCAGAUUUGCCUCCAAGAGUGUAAGGUGUGCGACCUGUUCGACAUGAUCCGCCCGCACAUCAAGUUUGCCUUCAACUCCAUCACGAGCCACAUCAACACGGUGUUCGUCCUGCGCACCAAGGAGGGCCUCAUCGACAUCUCCUCCGGCGCCGUGUCACGUGACAAGCUCAUCGGGAACGAGUCAUCGCGCAUGCGCCUGAAGGGGCAGAUGAUCUACGUGGAGGAAUCUGAUUGGAUGCUAUUUCUUUGCUCCCCGAGUGUGAUGAAUCUCGACGACCUGAACCGCCGCGGCCUGUACCUGUCGGACAUCCCGCUGCACGACGCCACGCGAGACUUGGUGCUGCUGUCCGAGCAGUUCGAGGCGGAGUACAAGCUGACGCAGAAGCUGGAGAUUCUGACAGACAAGCUGCAGCAGACCUACCGGGAACUGGAGGACGAGAAGAAGAAGACUGACAGACUGCUGUACUCCAUCCUGCCGAUCUCCGUGGCGACAGAACUGCGUCAUCACCGGCCGGUUCCCGCCAGACGGUUCGAUAACGUCACCCUGCUCUUCAGCGGCAUCGUCGGCUUCAACUGCUUCUGCAAGAGGAACGCCUCGGCCACGGGCGCCAUGAAGAUCGUCAAGCUGCUCAACGACAUCUACACGCGCUUCGACGACCUGACGGACCCCAAGAAGAACCCGAGCGUUUACAAGGUUGAGACAGUAGGAGACAAGUACAUGGCUGUGAGCGGGUUACCGGAGCCGUGCAUGGACCAUGCCCGCUGUAUCGCACGCCUGGCCUUGGACAUGAUGGACAUCAGCCACCAGUGUAAACAGGAGGAGAUGGAGGGCGUGCAAAUCACCAUCGGUAUCCACAGUGGGGAGGUGGUUGCAGGGGUCAUAGGUCAGCGGAUGCCGCGGUAUUGUCUGUUCGGGAACACGGUCAACCUGACCAGUCGGACAGAGACCACGGGGGUCAAGGGUCAUAUCAACGUGUCCGAGUACGCCUACAGAGAUCUGAUGCAGCCAGAGUGCCACGACCCUGCCUUCCGGUUCGACUACCGGGGACCGGUUCAGAUGAAGGGCAAGAAGGAGCCCAUGGAGUGCUGGCUACUCGCCAGGAGAUCUCGCGAGACUGUUGUGUGAACUGACGAGAUUUACCCAGAGUAAUGUGUGAACUGAUCUCGCGAGAAUGUCGAAGUCUCGCGGGACUGUUAUGUGACUUGUUGAGAUUAGGGGUGGGUACCGGUACAGAAAAUUCAGGUUCAGGUCCAGAGGAUUAGGUCCAGGUCCGUGCCUGAACCUGGACCUGAUUCAGUAUGUGAAAACUUGUAAAUGGACGACACUCAAAACAAUAGUCCAUUUCUCCACAAGGAAAUCUGUUUGGCGGGGUAUUCCACUCCCACUGACGUUUUAAAAUCCUACAAGGCUAACUGCCUCUGUACGAUUGACUGUAAAACUUGGGAGAGAUGACUAUAAACUCCUCUACUUGGCUCUUGUCAUUUUCUUCGACCGGUAAGCCCCGAAACGUGUGAAAGUCUGUUCAUACUAUCUGUUCAUUUUCUAUUAGGUCGAACAUCCGGUCUACCGGACUGGUCCAAUAAGGAAAAAACGGUUUUUUACCGAUGUACCGGUACCCACACCUACUUGAGAUCUCACAGGACUAUAGUCUGAACUGAUCACGUGGGACUGUUUUGUGAACCAGUUCAGAGUUAACAUCACAAAUGUUUGUGUUCUACCCAUAGAUGAUAUCCUAUUGUAUGUAAUCAUGCUGUAAAUCAAGUUGACGCUUGAAAUGAAGAGUCAUGUAAAGUACUUGUGUAUUAUACAAUAUUUACGAGUUUAUAUAUCGUAUAUAUCGUAUAUGUAUAUGGACAAAUGUAUGGAUUUUAUUCUACUGAGAGAGAACUAUAUGUGUAGGUACCAUGUAUAUCAAUAUUGUAAAAUCCCUCUACAUGCAAAGAUUGUUGACUUGUUAGAAGCUUGCAAGGUGUCGAUGAGGUACUUAAUAUCUUAAAUAUGUCGACUUCUAACAGCAACAUUAGAAACCCAGCUUUAUCUGCAGCUACACAAACGCAUAGUGUUAUAUAGUUUAGUUUGUUACCACAAAACGUCAAAAUGUUGUGAAUGCCAAAGAAAGAUAUCAAAGAGAAGACUGCUGCAGCAGAUCACUUUUUGCUGAUCCUCAGUACAAUUACUCCUACCCAGCAUUGUAGAGACUUCUGAAGACCAGUGCCAAUGUCAAAAACGUUAGCUUUCUGGAUAGGAACAAGAUUAGUAAAGUUUAUAAACUGUUUUCUUACUAAUUACAAUAUGUACUGUUAACAUGUACAAGGGUAACUUGAACAGAAGGUAUCUUUAAAAUCGUA